UUUGUUAUUUAUCAGUACGGUAGUAAAACACGUGGUUUGUUAUUAACUGUAAUAAAAUUUAAUUGUUUAUUGAGUAUUUAAAUAUUUAAAAUAAUGGGGGACAUGAUAGGAGACGUCGUGAUGCCUGGGGAUGUUAUUAAAAUAACGUCAACUAAUCCGAAAGAAAAAGUUAUUCUUGGUCCAGGACUUCGACGUGAUGGUGACAUUAUUUACUCAUGUAAAGCUGGUGUUUUAAAAAAACGCACGACUAUUUAUUAUGUUGACAGUUAUCAGCGAAGAUAUGUUCCAGUUCGUGGUGAAAAUGUCGUAGGAAUAGUAACACAAAAAGCUGGUGAUAUAUUCAAAGUAGAUAUUGGAGCAAGUGAUCAAGCUGCAUUACCAUACCUGGCAUUUGAGGGUGCGAGUAAAAGAAAUCGUCCUGAUGUACAGAUCGGAGACAUCGUCUUCGCUAAAUUACUGAUUGCCAGCAAGGACAUGGAACCGGAGUUGGUGUGCGUUGAUUCACUGGGUAAAAAAGGUAAACUAGGAGUCUUGGGACCUGAUGGAAUGCUUUUUACUUGUUCACUGAGUCUCGUACGCAAGAUAUUGAGUCCUACUAAUCCCUUCUUCGAAGCGUUUGCUAAAGAACAGCCGUAUGAAUUAGCUGUGGGUAUGAAUGGAAGAAUUUGGAUCAAAGCUAGAUCUGUUAAAGAAACUAUUGCGCUAGCCAAUGCUAUUCUCGCUGCCGAGUACACGAGUAAUGACCAGAUUAAAAAAUUAUGCGACAGUAUCGCGCAGACUGUAUUUAUUAAUUAUUAAAUAUUUAAUUUUUUUAUAUUAUUUGUAAUUAUUAAAAUGUAAUUUUAUAUUUUUAAGAUAAAUUUUAUGAUAAACUCAA
Microplitis demolitor is the source of this 877-nucleotide messenger RNA. It is a transcript of the gene Rrp40, whose product is annotated as exosome complex component RRP40. The record is from RefSeq and is a predicted model, not a curated record. Gene Ontology annotation, molecular function: RNA binding. Gene Ontology annotation, biological process: poly(A)-dependent snoRNA 3'-end processing; nuclear polyadenylation-dependent rRNA catabolic process; TRAMP-dependent tRNA surveillance pathway. The transcript is spliced from 2 exons. NCBI's taxonomy places the organism in Eukaryota, Metazoa, Arthropoda, Insecta, Hymenoptera, Braconidae. Gene Ontology annotation, cellular component: cytoplasmic exosome (RNase complex); nuclear exosome (RNase complex). Bases 94 to 798 code for a protein of 234 amino acids.